UCGACCCACAAUCACGGGACGUGAUUUUAAAUACAGAAGCUGACUGCACUGACAGAAGGCUUCGCCCCGUGGUGCACAAGCACAAAAGUGUGCAGCGACGGUCACACAGAAAUCGCCACAUCUGAGAAUUCAGUAACAAUCACGGACGUGCGCAAAUUCACGGUUUCCUCACGCACAGCCGCCCACAGUCACUUGCGUGCCCAAGAUCCGCCAGGGUGGCACACAGUUCUCGGGUGAAGACUCCCACGGCUGCGGCCACCUGCGCAGGCGCGGAGUAGAGGCGGGCCUUGGGGCCCUCUGGGAAAUGUAGUUCAGCAAAUGAAGGCCGCGGCGCAAAGCUCUCUGGGGCUGGUGGUUCGAAGGGUCCUAAGGAAAAGCUGAGCUGCGUCCAGUCCAGCUGGAUGUUUCCCCAGAGGAGCUCGGGGUCCCGCACGGCUCAGUCCCUGCUCCGCUUCGCUCCGCGGGGCAUUCUGGGAGGGGACGUCGUGAGUCUCGGGUCGCUGGGCGGGUUUCCAGAGCCCGCGGCGCCGGGAGGACAUUGUUCUCCAAAAGAGAAGAUUAAAGAAGAAAGGAAGAAUGGCUGUUGGACUUUGUAAAGCCAUGUCUCAAGGUUUGGUGACCUUCCGAGAUGUGGCUCUAGAUUUUUCCCAAGAGGAAUGGGAAUGGCUGGACCCAUCUCAGAAGGAUUUAUACAGAGAUGUCAUGUUGGAGAACUACAGGAACUUGGUAUGGCUUGGACUCUCCAUUUCUAAGCCCAACAUGAUCUCCUUAUUGGAGCAAGGGAAGGAACCUUGGAUGGUGGAGAAAGAGAUGUCAGAUGGUCAAUAUGCUGACUGGGAGUCUUGGUAUGAAAUCAAGGAAUUACCUCCAAAAUGGUACAUUGAUGAAGAGGAAAUAUCCCAGGGCAUGGUAAUGGAAAGACUUACAAGUUAUAACCUUGAAUAUUCCAGUUUCAGAGAAGCCUGGAAAUACGAGGGUGAAUUUGAGCGGCAUCAACAAAAUCAGGAGAGGCAUUUCCGGCAAGUGACAACUCUUAGGGAAAUCCCUGCUGUGAAAAGAGACAAUAAAUAUAACAAUUCUGAGAGAAGUGUUCUCUUGAAGUCAGUACUUUCGACACAAGAGAGAGUUCCCACAGUAGAGCAAAUGCAUACAUUUGAUAUUUAUGAUAAAAUGUUUCCCCCAAAUUCCAUCCUAAUUGAACAUAAAAGAUUACCUGCUGAGAAAGAAUCUUCGAUAGAUAAUGAAUGUGAAGAAUUCAACCAGAAUACAUACCUUAGUAAAGAUAUAGGAAGUCCUCCUGGGGAGAAACCUUAUGAAAGUAAUGAUUUUUCAAAUCUCUUAAGUUUCCAUUCAUUACUUACUCAACAUCAGACGACUCAUUUUGGAAAAUUACCACAUGGAUUCAAUGAAUGUGAUGAUGCCUUUAGCUGUUACUCCUUCUUUACUCAACCUCAGAGAAUUCACAGUGGAGAGAAACCAUAUGCAUGCAAUGACUGUGGAAAAGCCUUUAGCCAUGACUUCUUUCUCAGUGAACAUCAAAGAAGUCAUAUUGGAGAGAAACCUUAUGAGUGUAAGGAAUGUAAGAAAGCUUUCAGACAGAGUGCACACCUUGCUCAACAUCAGAGAAUCCACACCGGAGAGAAACCCUUUGCAUGCAAUGAAUGUGGGAAGGCCUUUAGCCGUUAUGCCUUCCUUGUUGAACAUCAGAGAAUUCACACAGGGGAGAAACCAUAUGAAUGUAAGGAAUGUAACAAAGCCUUCAGACAGAGCGCACACCUCAAUCAACAUCAGAGAAUUCACACUGGAGAGAAACCCUAUGAAUGUAAUCAAUGUGGAAAAGCCUUCAGCAGACGCAUUGCCCUUACUCUGCAUCAAAGGAUUCAUACAGGAGAGAAACCCUUUAAAUGUAAUGAAUGUGGGAAGACUUUUGGCUAUCGCUCACACCUUAAUCAACAUCAGAGAAUUCAUACAGGUGAAAAGCCCUAUGAAUGCAUCAAAUGUGGGAAGUUUUUUAGGACUGACUCACAACUUAAUCGACAUCAUAGAAUACAUACUGGAGAGAGACCUUUUGAAUGCAGUAAAUGUGGGAAAGCCUUCAGUGAUGCUUUAGUUCUAAUUCAUCAUAAGAGAAGUCAUGCGGGAGAGAAACCCUAUGAAUGUAACAAAUGUGGGAAGGCCUUCAGUUGUGGCUCAUACCUUAAUCAACAUCAGAGAAUUCAUACUGGAGAGAAACCCUAUGAAUGUAAUGAAUGUGGGAAGGCUUUCCAUCAGAUCUUGUCCCUUAGGCUACACCAGAGAAUUCAUGCUGGAGACAAACCCUAUAACUGCAGUGAAUGUGGGACUAAUUUUAGCUGUGCCUCAGCCCUUAGACGACAUCAGAAAAUUCAUAAUAAAGAAACUCUCUGAUUAUAACAAGUAUAAGGAAGAAAACAGUCACCACUCAGUCCUUAUUAAAUAAAUAUCAGUCAAUUAAUUCUUUGGUUAAUGAUUCUAUGAAUGUAGUAAAUAUGGAAAAAGCCUUCAGUUUAUGAGCAUCCCUUAUUUGAAAUAGCCUGAAUAGUAGACAUCUGUUACUUUUGGAUCUGUUCUAUGCCCCGUUUGAAAUUUACCUCACCCUCAUUGCGUUAUCAUUCUGAUGAAACUAUUAAUCAGGGAAAGCAGUGGAUUGGUCAUGGGCUGGCCACAAGCUAGUUAAUAAGGGAUUGGCAGAUGGCCUUGUCUGGACCACUAGAACCCUAUAACAGGGUAUUGUUAUGGAUAGUCAGAGAAGAUAAUGUUUUUCCUGGAAUUGCAAGCUGCAAGGACUUUUUUUCAAGGUUAAAAACUCACCAGUAGCCUUUUUGCCACUACAUGAGGAAAGCCUUCCCAGGAUCAGUCCAACACAGAGAGACAGAAAUCUGAUGACAUUGUUUAAUCUUCUCAAUUCAAUCAUGCCUGAAGUCUAUACCAUCUUUUACUUUUUCAUUUUUGUGAUACAAUAAAUUUCCUUUUUUUGCUUAAGUUAA
Acinonyx jubatus (cheetah) is the source of this 3005-nucleotide messenger RNA. It is a transcript of the gene ZNF527, whose product is annotated as zinc finger protein 527. The record is from RefSeq and is a predicted model, not a curated record. The coding region runs from base 577 to 2406 and encodes 609 amino acids. Gene Ontology annotation, biological process: regulation of DNA-templated transcription. NCBI's taxonomy places the organism in Eukaryota, Metazoa, Chordata, Mammalia, Carnivora, Felidae. The transcript is spliced from 5 exons. Gene Ontology annotation, molecular function: DNA-binding transcription factor activity, RNA polymerase II-specific; RNA polymerase II cis-regulatory region sequence-specific DNA binding.